AUGAUGCCCACCCACCAGGCUCCUCCUCCCCAACGCCCAGGCCCUUAUCAGGAAGCAAUUUGGGUUGGUGGGGAAGGGAAGUCCAAGGCCCCGGGCAAGGUGGGGAGGAGAGAUAGGGAAGUGGGGAGGGGGUCACGGGCUCCUGCUGGGAGGCCCAGAGCCAGCACCAUCCUUGCUGCAGGCAAGACGCCUGCACCUUUAAUUAGCAAGCGGCAGCCUCUCCCCGAUUCAUCACAGUCACUGUUUAAUUAG
Messenger RNA from Capra hircus (goat), 252 nucleotides. RefSeq lists its product as uncharacterized. Lineage: Eukaryota; Metazoa; Chordata; Mammalia; Artiodactyla; Bovidae. The record is from RefSeq and is a predicted model, not a curated record.